AUGCCUCUGAACAGCAGCGCCACGGUGUACGGGGGGGCCGGGGGCCGGGGGGCCAGGGCCUCCGUGUCCAGUCUGGAGGGUCUGCGCAGCAUCCUGCGCAACGACCCGGACCCGGCUCCGGCUCCCCAGAAACCCGCUCCGGGACCUCAGGACGAGCCCAGGUCCGAGGCGGAGCCCGGAGACCAGAAGCUCCUGCGGGGUCUGAACACGCGCCUGUCCAGCUUCCUGCAGAAGGUGCAGCAGCUGCAGGAGGACAACGGAGCCCUGCAGCAGGACAUCGAGCACGUCCUGUCCAAGAGGAGAAGCCCUGAGGGACGCCGCUGGGAGGAGCUGCAGGAGCCCCUGAAGGAGAAGGAGAAGCAGGUGAAGGAGCUGACCCUGGACAACGCCAGGCAGCUGCUGCAGAUGGACAACACCAGACUGGCCAAAGACGACUUCAAGAACAAGCUGGACGAGGAGACGAGAGCCAGGAAGGAGAUGGAGAAAGACCUGGACAAGCUGAAGAACGUCAUCGAUGAAAUCAAGCUGGAGAAGGACCGGGUGCAGAUGGAGACGCAGCUGGUGAAGAACGAGCUGCAGCAGCUCCAGGAGGAGCACCAGAAGGAGGUGGACGAGCUGCUACAGAAGAUCAAGGAGUCUGAGGUGAAGGUGGAGAUGGACACGUCCAGCUCCAACCUGGGGGACAUCAUCAACAGCAUCCGGGCCCACUACCAGAAACUGUCCGAGAAGAACCUGCAGGAGACGGAGGACUGGUACAAGAACAAGUUUGAGAACAUGGAGGUGGAGGAGGCCCAGAACAACGAGGCUCUGGACUCUGGAAACUCUGAACUGAAGGAGCUGCAGAAGCAGAAGAAGAUGCUGGAAGUGGAGAUCAGGAACCAGUGGAGAACUAUCAACACCCUGGAGGACACGCUGAGCAGAACCAACUGGGAGUCCAACCAGCGUCUGGGCCCGCUCUACCGGGCCAUCACCAAGCUGGAGGCCAACCUGAGGGACGUGAGGGUCCAGCUGGAGAACCAGAAGGAGCUCAACGAGGAGCUGCUGACCGUCAAGAUGAAGCUGGAGAAAGAGAUCGAGACCUACAGGAAGCUGAUCGGAGCCAUCACUGCUGAGGAGGAGAGCGCGCGGUUCGACAUCGAGGACGCUCUGCAGGACGCUCAGCCGAACGUUGAGCUGCAAGACGCCGAGGAGGAGCUGAAGGAAGAAUGAGCUGCCGUCAGCUGCUCCUGUCCCAUUGAAGACCCUGAAGACCCCGAAGUGGAGGAGGUGGUGGUGUGUUCAGGGGACCACGAGUGAAGCAGCCGUCAGGAGAACAACACAUCUUCCUCUUCUUCCUCU
Nematolebias whitei (Rio pearlfish) is the source of this 1338-nucleotide messenger RNA. RefSeq names its product keratin, type I cytoskeletal 18. NCBI's taxonomy places the organism in Eukaryota, Metazoa, Chordata, Actinopteri, Cyprinodontiformes, Rivulidae. The record is from RefSeq and is a predicted model, not a curated record. The transcript is spliced from 8 exons. Bases 1 to 1209 code for a protein of 402 amino acids. Gene Ontology annotation, molecular function: structural molecule activity.